AGCUAAAAGGAUGGCGGCAUUAGGCUGUUUAUGUUUUCUGUAAUUUAGGCUAUUGGAAUGACUUACCAGCCUAAACUGAAUGGAUGGAGAGAUAGAUGGACACUCAGGAGGGUUUGCUGAAUAUAUUUCAAAGACUCUCAACAUGAACUUAACUUGGACAACAGCCCACACAGUCCUGACAUUCAAAAUCGGCAAAAGAAGACCCAAAUUCAGCAGUAUGGAUAUUUUCAAGAGCCACGUCGGAGCAAAGGACAACCCUUUGAUGCAAUAUGUGCUCAAUAAUUCCCUGAGGGAGCACCCUGUCUUGAAAAAGCUGAGAUUGAAGACGAUGGAUCACUCCUUAAACUACAUCAUGGUGGCUUGUGAGCAGUCACAGUUAAUGGCGAACAUGGCAAGGUUAAUCAAAGCUAAAAAAGCCAUUGAGAUUGGUGUGUACACUGGCUAUAAUGCCCUGAGCAUUGCCCUGGCCCUACCUGAGGAUGGCUGUCUGGUGGCCUGCGAUGUCAAUGAGGAGUUUACCAACAUUGGCAAGCCCUUCUGGAAAGAGGCUGGAGUUGAACAUAAAGUGGACCUGCGGUUACAACCUGCUUUGAAAACCCUUGAUGAUUUACUAGCAGCUGGAGAAGGAGAGACAUAUGACUUUGUCUUUAUUGAUGCGGAUAAGGUCAACUAUGACAACUACUACGAGAAAUCUCUUCAGCUCCUGAGAAAAGGUGGCAUUAUCGCCCUUGAUAACAUGCUUUGGAGCGGUAAGGUCGUCAACCCCGCAGAGGAUGACCUGGACACCAAGAGCCUCGACAAGUUGAACAAGAAGCUCCACAGGGACGUGCGGGUCAACGUCAGCUUGCUCACAGUGGGAGAUGGACUUAGUCUGGCCUUUAAGAUUUAAGCCACCGUGGGGAGGGCAUGACCACACUGCCAUGGCUACAGGCAGUCAGACGGUUUUGUGUUUUUGUAAUGUUGUUUACAGUGAAAGUAAGGAUGUACAAGGUGUAUCAAGAUUUCUAUUGUGACAAUUGUUGCAGGGUUCAGUUGAAUUUAUGAAUUAUACGUGAUGCAUAAAGGGUACUGUUACUGCAGUGUAUUUUUACAUAGAAAUAUCAACUAUAUUUUAAGGGAUUAGAUUGACCCCAGAGAAACUUGGAGUUAAGUGCCUUUCUCAAGGGCACAACAGUGAAAGCUGGGAAUUGAACCCACAACUUUUCAGUCUACUGCACACUAACCAAGCUCCUUAAAGGACAAUUCUGGUGUGAUUUUGACCUAAAGUGUGUUGAAACAUGAUGAAAUGGAUUCCAAAAAUAAUUCCGUAAAAAUGCAUGGAUUCCAGUUGCUGCUACUGGAAGCAAC
Alosa alosa (allis shad) is the source of this 1347-nucleotide messenger RNA. RefSeq names its product catechol-O-methyltransferase domain containing 1 (gene comtd1a). The record is from RefSeq and is a predicted model, not a curated record. Lineage: Eukaryota; Metazoa; Chordata; Actinopteri; Clupeiformes; Clupeidae. The coding region runs from base 80 to 889 and encodes 269 amino acids. Gene Ontology annotation, molecular function: O-methyltransferase activity; S-adenosylmethionine-dependent methyltransferase activity. The transcript has 7 exons.